This is a messenger RNA of Nothoprocta perdicaria, 996 nucleotides long. It is a transcript of the gene OVCA2, whose product is annotated as OVCA2, serine hydrolase domain containing. The transcript has a single exon. Gene Ontology annotation, biological process: response to retinoic acid. NCBI's taxonomy places the organism in Eukaryota, Metazoa, Chordata, Aves, Tinamiformes, Tinamidae. Bases 4 to 681 code for a protein of 225 amino acids. The record is from RefSeq and is a predicted model, not a curated record. Gene Ontology annotation, cellular component: cytoplasm; nucleus.
GCCAUGUCGGAGCGGCGGCCGCUGCGGCUGCUCGGCCUGCACGGCUACCGGCAGAACGAGCGGCGCUUCCGCGAGCGCACCGGGGCGCUGCGCAAGGCCCUGCGCGGCCGCGCCGAGCUCGUCACCCUCAGCGCGCCGCACCGCGUGCCCGACGGCGAUGGCGACAGCGACGACGACCCCCGCGCCUGGUGGUUCUCCGGGCCCGGCACCUUCGAGGCGCGCGAGGAGGCGGCGGCGCCCGACGGGCUGGACGAGUCGCUGUCGGCCGUGGCGGCGGCGCUGGCCGAGCACGGCCCCUUCGACGGGCUGCUGGGCUUCAGCCAGGGCGCCGCGCUGGCCGCCAUGGCGUGCGCGCUGCGCGCCGCCGGCGACGGCCGCUUCCCCGUGGCCUUCGCCGUGCUCGUGGCCGGCUUCGCCAGCCGCGCGCCCGCCCACGCCGCCUUCUACCGGCAGCCCAUCGCGCUGCCCACGCUGCACGUCGUGGGCCGCGCCGACGCCGUCAUCGCCCCCCAGCUCAGCUGGGAGCUGGCGCGGAGCUUCGUGGAGCCCGUGGUGCUCGAGCACCCCGGCGGGCACUUCGUGCCGGCGGCGGCGCCGCAGAAGAAGGGCUACCUGGACUUCCUGGAGUGCUUCCAGCCCGCGCAGGGCCAGCCCCGCGCGCAGGGGGCCGGGGCUGUGUGAUGACAGCAGCCGUAACGGGGCUCCCGUGAAGCACACGCAGCCGUCGGGUCGGAGGCUCUGCCUGCCCCUCUGCUCGGCGCCUGCAACAAGGGCCUGGUGCUCUUGCUCUCCUCCUGUGCAGUGUUAAUGCAAAGCCAGGCAAAACUGCCCUUUUGGGUCUUUUUUUUAUUUUUCUUUCUCCAAUUUGGUGAAAAAAUAAGAGUUUGAGAGUGAGAAGGUGACAUGGUUCUGCCUGUUACGUGCUGGGGGUUUUGGGAAGCUUGGGCAGCCAAAGGUAGAGCCCCUGCCUUAUCCAAAGGGAAUGACUGCGGAGCA